UCGAGUCAACUGGCGGAACAGCGGGCACCGAGUCGUCUGGCAAGACUGGGGCACCGAGUCGUCUGGCAAGACUGCGGGCACCGAGUCGUCUGGCAAGACUGCGGGCACCGAGUCGUCUGGCAAGACUGCGGGCAUUGGGUCACCAGGUAUGACAGCGGGCACUGGGUCACCAGGCAUCAGGUCAUCUGGCUCGCCAGCGGGCACUGCGUCAUCUGGCAAGGCAGUGGGCACCGAGUCAAUUGGCACGACAGCGGGCACCGGAUCAGGUACCGGAUCAUCUGGAUCAACAGCGGGCAUCGAGUCAACUGGCCUAAUAGGAUCGUCAGGCUGGAUCAGUUCAUUAUUCUGGGUAGAAGCAUCCGGCUGAGUAGAGGCAUCCGGCUGAGUAGAGACUUCAGUAGAGGCUUCAGGCUGAGUAGAGGCUUCAGGCUGAGUAGAGGCUUCAGGCUGAGUAGAGGCUUAGAGGCUUCAGGCUGAGUACAGGCAUCAGGUUGAAGAGAGGCAUCAGGCUGAACCACGGAAGGCAGAGGGCUUCUUUACAGGGUUAACGGCAGGAUAGGUGCAGCGAGUGGGAACAGGGUACUGACAUGCGGUAGAUAGCAGGGCAGGAGGAGCUGUUGGGAAUGCAGGAAUAGAGUUUUGAGGAAAUAGAUUAGAAGCAGGACUGGGUUUUUGUAAGCUGACUGAGGCUGGUGCAACAAAUCUGUCCAUGUCUGCAGUAUGGGUUGAACAAAGCUG
Molecule: messenger RNA, 738 nt
Organism: Staurois parvus
Lineage: Eukaryota; Metazoa; Chordata; Amphibia; Anura; Ranidae
Source: the annotation of a GenBank genome assembly